Messenger RNA from Moneuplotes crassus, 1751 nucleotides. The record is from the annotation of a GenBank genome assembly. NCBI's taxonomy places the organism in Eukaryota, Ciliophora, Spirotrichea, Euplotida, Euplotidae.
AUGGGAGGAUCCAAAAGCUACGGGAUAAAUUGCGAACAAUUAGACUUGUCAUAUCUGGGGCUUUGCAAGGCACCAGACCACACUGCAUACUAUUUCUUGAAUGAAGAUCAUGGUCUUUUUACUCUUCCACAGGAGGAUUUUAACCGGGUCAGGGAAGAGUAUUCGCACUCACGCACCAAAAACCUUCAAACUCCGCUUCAAGUGAUUUGAAAAUACAAUGGAUUAGUGAUGGCAGAAUUUAAGGAUGAUGACAAUGAGGUCAAAAUCCAUUAUUUAGCACAGGAUUUACUCUAUCCGCUAGAUAAGCUAACUGUCAAUUUUUUGGUGGCGGAUGAAUAUGAGGCAGCAAAGGAGAGACUAAGAAAGUUGACCAAAUUAUGAUAUGGGAAUAGGAAGCGGAACAUUGCAAUUCUGAUAAACCCAAUCAGUGGGAAACAAGAGUCAUAUAAUAUCUAUAAAACAAAAUUGAGGCCCAUGCUUAAAGUGACCAGAAUGAAUUACAAAGUUUUUAAAACUGAUGGCCCAGAUUUCAUAGAUAAAUGGGUAUCCAGACUUAAGUUCAAGCAGAAGACUUAUGAAGAGAGAGAAGAGACUUUAGAAGAAGAGGAUCAAGAAUCCUCUCUUAUAUGAGAAUACACUGAUAUUGUUGUGAUUGGAGGUGACGGACUGUUAAGUCUGUAUUUGAAUUCAUGUUAUAAACACCACUUCUUUAACACUCUUAUUAAAAUACCAAUCCUUAUUCUUCCAGGAGGGACUGGAAAUGCUCUUUCCAUGGACCUUGGAGGGAAGAAUAUAUUCAAUCUAUGCAUAAAGUUUCUGAGAGGAGAGACUGUUAAGGGCGACCUUAUCAGAGCAGACUUCAUGACUUCCAAAAUAUCAGUCCUUUGAACAGCCUUCUGCUGGGGCUUUGUGUCAAAAGUUAUAGAAAAAUCCGAUAGCUGGAGAGGGUGCCUUGGUGCAUCCAGAUACACUGUGUGCGGGGCCAGAGAAGUGUUGUGAGCUGGAGGUCCUUGGAGUAUGCGAACACACCAGUUGUCAAAAAUCCAGCACAAUGUGAGCAUAUCCGAAGAUAUUUGUAAAGUUUCCUCCACUCAACCUCUAGAGGAGGUAAAAGACCAGGAAACUGAUGAAUCCGAUAAUUUAGAGACUUCUGCAGUACCUAUUAUUGAAAAGCAUGACAUUAAAAGUGAUAGAAGCUGUUACACUAACAGUGGUAGUUACAAAUUGAUCAAAGAAGCCUCUAUGAAUGGCAAUAUGAUCACAAGGGGAGAAUUUGACUUUAAUCAAGAAAUAUUGCAAAGCCAAGAUAAUCAGAAUAUGGAAAGAAUGUCCCAACUUGGUGCAAUUAUUGAUCAGAGAGACGAAGUUGACUGGACGAAUAUUGAUCUUAGCGAGAUCUCCAUUAUGGUGUUAACAACCCAUGAAUGUCGAAGGAGCGGGUCAAAAGAAGUAUUCGCUCCAUUCACUAGAAUAAACGAUGGAAAGAUGUUCUUAUGUGGGUUCAAAGAAUGUUCAAAGCUCGAGAUGCUCAUGAUGAUGGCGAAGGUGUCUACUGGAAAGGGCAAUCAGGUUAGAAUGUCCAAGUACUUUCAUCAAGAAGUUAAGCAAAUCAGAAUUCAUCCAAACAGUGAAACCUGUUUUAACGUUGAUGGGGAAGUUUAUGACAGUGAUGAAGUCAUACUCACUUGCCUUCCAGGAAUGAUAAAUCUGUUUGGAGAACCCUACAAGAUUCAAUAAAAAUUAUUUAAUGU